Molecule: messenger RNA, 1305 nt
Organism: Trichophyton rubrum CBS 118892
Lineage: Eukaryota; Fungi; Ascomycota; Eurotiomycetes; Onygenales; Arthrodermataceae
Exons: 1
Coding region: 1-1305 (434 amino acids)
Source: RefSeq, a predicted model, not a curated record
AUGACGGCGGACGCGAGGGUUCUCAUCCUCGAUAAGCCCAAUGCGGCGCAGAUGAACCAAGAUCUGAUGCAGGCUUUCACCGAAGCCAUCCAAAAGAAUCCUGCUGCUGAUCUACUAUCGGUUAUCGGGAGAGCGUAUGUACGCGCUCACCGAGUGGUUCAAUAUCGAGAGCUCUCAGAUGCAGGCCAGUUAAAUCUACAGACCGCAUAUGAUCUCUAUGACGCCGUUAUAGCUAAUCCUGAUAUCAACCUGCGUGAUCGUUUCCCAUCGGACUAUGACCGCAAAUACAGAUGGGCGAAACCAAAGUCGGUUGUUGCCGAGCCACCGAAGCCUGUGAAGCCGCGCGAUUGGUUCAAGGAGAGGUUGGAUAACAUCCACUCUGCCAGAAUUGUUUACCCGCUCUCUGACCGGGCCUCAGCCCUACUACAAAACUAUUCCAAGUCCCGAGACUAUUCUGAUGAAGAAGCUCUUGCAAAUUCAUUGAAAAAGCUGGUACUGAACUCUGAAAGGCUGUUUGACAAUAUCAUUAGAGGAGCUGUAGUUAAAGCCGACGACGAUAUUGCGAUCAAGGUCUUUCCCGACAGCCGAGAUCUUACUGAAUAUCACAACCUUCAAUACCUCGCAAGCCAUGCUUCAGACCUUCCAGUCCCAAGGGUGCAUGGCCUAAUCAUGCUUGGGCAUUACCGUGUUAUGUUUAUGUCCUAUAUUCAGGGCAUCACCAUUGAUAAAGUGUGGUCGGGUUUAUCUCAUGAAGGAAAGGUCUCCCUAAAGGAGCAGCUGGGGAACAUAUUCUCAAGACUCAGAUGCCUCCGUCAGGAUGAUGGACAAGAACUGGGAGGUUUGGGUGGUGAAGGAGUAAAGGAUUACCGCAUCAUGGAAGUCUUUGCCUACAAGGGCAUCACAACAGCGAAAGCGUUUAAUGACUUGCAAUUCUCCGCGAAACAUCGUGCCAGCCCUUGCUAUGCCAAGUUACUUCAUUCUUUCCUAGAGAUGCCAAACAAAUCGCUACGAGGGGCAGUGUUUACUCAUGGUGAUUUGAAAAAGUCAAAUAUCAUGGUAAAACAAACCUCAGAGGAUCCUAAUCAGUAUACAAUUACCGGGAUAAUAGAUUGGGAAGACAGUGGAUUCUACCCUGAAUAUUAUGAAAGCACCACGAUAUCAAAUGGACAGAGUAUCGUGAACGACGAUGACUGGUACCUCUACAUGCCGGAUUGCCUUUCCCCUCUACAAUUCCCCUUAUAUUGGCUGGUGGAUCGUCUGUGGGGUAAUCUGCUCUGGAACUGGCGAACAGAUAUAGUUCGAUGA